CUGUUCAGGGUCCCUUACAAACCUCCAUAUUGGACAUCGGCUUUUCUCUCACUUCAAUAUGGCAUUGAUAGUAACUUUAUCGAGGCUUCCUCUGCGAACAUCACCAUUCCACCAAAACUGCGGCUAAGACGAAUGCCUCUGGGAUCGUACAGUUUAAAUGGACUUGCAGUUUUCCUAGCAAUUUCUUCGUAUGCGUGGGGGCUUUGCGUUUUUAUACUGGUCAUCCAUACAGCAAGAGAGAUAGUCAGUGAAAAGAGCACGGUAAAGGAAUAUCUAUCUGUAAUGGGUCUUUCGGCUCCCGUGUUUUAUCUCUCGCAUGUGCUUUAUGCCACCGGGAAAUGUUUUAUCAUCUUCUUGAUAUGCGUUACUCCUAUUAUCUUUCAUCUAGAACCUUUAAGCGUCUCACUAUUUCUCGUCACUAUAACACUGUAUGGAGUAUCGGCGGUCGUUUUUGCUGCGCUUAUAUCCUCGCUGUUCAAGAGGCCGAACACUGUUCUCAAAGGUUUAUUCUGCUUAUUUCGGUGGUUCUUUUUUCCUUGUGAAGUCCGUUAUGACCAACGAACACCUCUAAAUAGCAGUUCAUUCCAUUCCAAUUAUUCGGCUUACCCAGAAUGA
This is a messenger RNA of Haemonchus placei, 615 nucleotides long. NCBI's taxonomy places the organism in Eukaryota, Metazoa, Nematoda, Chromadorea, Rhabditida, Trichostrongylidae. The record is from the annotation of a GenBank genome assembly.